AUUGGCAAUGUAGUUGGAGAGAGGAGAGAGGAAGAAAAAGGUAAUAGGCAUAUCGGCGACGCCAAUGUCAACUUUAAAGAUUUACAGGACGCUACAGACUGGCAUGAAAGAGACCUCAAAGUAUCCAGAGAAGUGAGAGACAGGGAAGGAGAGGGAAAAGAGUACUGCAAUCUUGGCAACGCCUAUUACAGUCUUGAAGAUUGCCACAAAGCCAUAGAGUACCAUGAACGACACCUCAAAAAUUCGAAAGAAGUGGGAGACAGGGCAAGAGAAGGAAACGCGUACUGUAAUCUUGGCAACGCCUAUUUCAGCCUUGGCGAUUUCCAGAAAGCCAUGGAGUACCAUGAACAACACCUCAAACUCUCGAAAGAAGUGGGAGACAGGGAAGGAGAAGGAAAAGCCUACGGUAAUCUUGGUAACGCCUAUGAGAGUCUUGGAGAUUUCCAGAAAGCCAUAGAGUACCAUGAACGAGACCUCAAAAUAUCGAAAGAAGUGGAAGACAGGACAGGAGAAGGAGAAGCGUACUGUAAUCUUGGCAACGCCUAUGAGAGUCUUGGACAUUUCCAGAAAGCCAUAGAGUACCAUGAACGAAGCCUCAAAAUUUCGAAAGAAGUGAGAGACAGGACAGGAGAGGGAACAGCGUACUGUAAUCUUGGCAACGCCUAUUACAGUCUUGGAGAUUUCCAGAAAGCCAUAGAGUACAAUAAACGAGGCCUCAAAAUUUCGAAAGAAGUGGCAGACAGGGCAGGAGAGGGAAGAGCGUACUGUAAUCUUGGCAACGCCUAUGACAGUGUUGGAGAUUUCCAGAAAGCCAUAGAGUACCAUGAACGAGACCUCAAAAUUUCGAAAGAAGUGGGAGACAGGGCAGGAGAAGGAAAAGCGUACGGUAAUCUUGGCAACGCCUAUUUUCGUCUUGGAGAUUUCCAGAAAGCCAUAGACUACCAUGAACGAGAUCUCAAAAUUUCGAAAGAAGUGGGAGACACGGCAGGAGAGGGAGAAGCGUUCGGUAAUCUUGGCAACGCCUAUGACAGUCUAGGAGAUUUCCAGAAAGCCGUAGAGUACCAUCGACGAAGCCUCGGCAUUUCGAAAGAAGUGGGAGACAGGGUAGGAGAGGGAAGAGCGUACUGUAAUCUUGGUAACGCCUUUAGAAAUCUUGGAGAUUUCAAGAAAGCCAUAGAGUACCAUGAACGACACUUCAAAAUUUCGAGAGAAGUGGGAGACAGGGCAGGAGAAGGAAAAGCGUACUGUAAUCUUGGCAACGCCUAUGACAGUCUUGGAGAUUUCCAGAAAGCCAUAGAGUACCAUGAACGAGACCUCAAAAUUUCGAAAGAAGUGGGAGACAGGGCAGGAGAAGGAAGAGCGUACGGUAAUCUUGGCAACACCUAUGACGGUGUUGGAGAUUUCCAGAAAGCCAUAGAGUACCAUAAACGACACCUCAAAAUUUCGAAAGAAGUGGGAGACAGGGUAGGAGAGGGAAGAGCGUACUGUAAUCUUGGUAACGCCUUUAGAAAUCUUGGAGAUUUCCAGAAAGCCAUAGAGUACCAUGAACGACACCUCAAAAUUUCGAAAGAAGUGGGAGACAGGGCAGGAGAAGGAAGAGCGUACGGUAAUCUUGGCAACGCCUAUCACAGUCUUGGAGAUUUCCAGAAAGCCAUAGAGUACCAUGAACGACACCUCAAAAUUUCGAAAGAAGUGGGAGACAGGGCAGGAGAAGGAAAAGCGUACGGUAGUCUUGGCAACGCCUAUCACAGUCUUGGAGAUUUCCAGAAAGCCAUAGAGUACCAUGAACGACACCUCAAAAUUUCGAAAGAAGUGGGAGACAGGGCAGGAGAAGGAAAAGCGUACGGUAAUCUUGGCAACGCCUAUGACAGUGUUAGAGAUUUCCAGAAAGCCAUAGAGUACCAUGAACGAGACCUCAGAAUUUCGAAAAUAGUGGGAAACAGGGCAGGAGAAGGAACAGCGUGCUGUAAUCUUGGCAACGCUUUUAGAAAUGUUGGAGAAUUACAGAAAGCUGUUGACUAUUAUAAAAAGAGUGUUCUUGCCUUUGACCAUAUCAGGGGAAAUCUCAUAUCUAAUGACGAAUGGAAGAUUAGCCUUGUGAGUACGUAUGAUCAUGUUAAUUUGCGGCUAUGGGGGCUUCAGUUUAAGCAAGGUAAAGUCGUCGAGGCACUUCUAACUGCUGAGCAUGGACGUGCACAAGCUUUACGUGAUCGUCUGGAGUUGAUGUAUGGGCUUAAAGGGUUACGUUUAGAAAUAGGAACACUCUCUGCAACAACACCUGACGAUGUUAAUUACCUACCAUCAAAUACAGCUUUUAUAGGUAUCAACGAGGAAGGAAUAUUUUUUUGGGUGAACGAGAAAGGAAAAGGAAUCAAAACUAGAAGAACUCCGAUCGAUAUCUCCGUCACAACGUAUUUUCAGUCUCUGUUGAAAAUUACACAUAAAGAAAUAGGUGUGAGAGCUCAUGUUAAUUGUGUAGAUCACUCAUUGAUGACUGCAUGGAAAGAAAUACAUGUGAGAGCUGAUGUUCACUGUGAAGAUCGCUCAUUAAGGAAACCAAUGGCAUUACAAACAUUGUACAAUGUUGUUAUCGACCCUAUAAGAGACUUACUCCAUAGCGAUGAGGUUGUGAUUGUUCCACAAGGACCUCUGUGUUUGGCGCCUUAUGCUGCUUUCAUGGACUUCAAAUCAAAGUACCUCUGCGAAACGUUUAGAAUUCGUCUGUUUCCCUCACUUUCCAGUCUUCGAUUAAUCCAAAAUUGUCCACCAGAUUGGCACAGCAAGACUGGCGCUCUUCUCGUCGGCGAUCCGUGGGUAGAGGAGGUAACGACGCUAGGGCAGUUAGAGUGGGCCGAAAAAGAAGUGCAGAUGAUUGGGAAAAUCCUUCAAACGGAACCUCUCGUGGGAAAGCAGGCAACAAAAGAUGAAGUUUUGAGACGUAUCUCCUCGGUUGCUUUGGUGCACAUUGCUGCUCACGGUGAAAUGGAAACAGGAGAAAUUGCCUUGGCCCCGAACCCAAGAUGUUCAUCCGUGGAUCCAGCCAAGGAGGACUAUCUCUUAACUAUGAAAGAUGUUUUAGAUGCGCAGAUUAGGGCAAGACUUGUUGUACUUAGUUGCGGUCAUAGUGCUUGCGGAGAGGUCACAUCUGAGGGUGUGGUCGGCAUCGCACGGGCUUUUUUGUGUGCCGGUGCUCGUUCUGUUCUGGCGUCCUUGUGGUGCAUUGACGACGAAGCUACUAUGGAGUUCAUGAAAGUUUUCUACCAACACUUAGUCCAUGGACGAAGUGCCAGUGAGGCCCUGAAUAAAACCAUGAAAUCCAUGAGAGAAUCUGACGACUUUAGCGCAGUGAGGUACUGGGCGCCUUUUGUUCUCAUUGGUGACGACGUAACGCUAGAGUUUGAAGGCAUCAAUUAA
This is a messenger RNA of Porites lobata, 3414 nucleotides long. The record is from the annotation of a GenBank genome assembly. NCBI's taxonomy places the organism in Eukaryota, Metazoa, Cnidaria, Anthozoa, Scleractinia, Poritidae.